Molecule: messenger RNA, 1868 nt
Organism: Caretta caretta (loggerhead turtle)
Lineage: Eukaryota; Metazoa; Chordata; Testudines; Cheloniidae
Biological process (GO): regulation of transcription by RNA polymerase II; sex differentiation
Cellular component (GO): nucleus
Molecular function (GO): RNA polymerase II cis-regulatory region sequence-specific DNA binding; DNA-binding transcription factor activity, RNA polymerase II-specific
Source: RefSeq, a predicted model, not a curated record
GCGCGGGCCCGCCCGGCCCGUCAUUAAAGGCUGGGCUGAGCUGGGGGCAUGGCCGGAGCCGCGGGAAGCGCAAGGAGCAGGCGGUGCCAAUGCCGGCCCGGCUGUAGCGGGGAGCAGCCGCUGCAGGAGCGGGGACGCCCCAUCCCGCUGAAGUUAGCGCCUGGGCCAGCCCGGGCAGGGGACUCGCCGCCCCUGCGCUCCGCCGGCUGGGGCUGCCGCGGCGAGCCGGAUGCCGCCCGGGGAGCUGGAGAGAGGGCGGCGCAGCGGCUCCCCGGCCCAGCCGCCCCCGCUCGCGGCCGCGGGCCGGCGCUCGUGCCGGGUGCCCAAGUGCGCGCGCUGCAGGAACCACGGCGUGGUGUCCGGCCUGAAGGGCCACAAGCGGCUGUGCCGGUGGCGGGACUGCGCCUGCGCCGCCUGCCGCCUGGUGCUGGAGCGGCAGCGCGUGACGGCCGCGCAGGUGGCUCUGCGGCGGCAGCAGCGCGCCGGCCAGGUUAAGAAAGAUGAAGAUGAACAUUCUCUGCUAUCAACCAGUUGCAGAUUAAACUAUCAGCACUAUCCCAAGAAUACCAGCACCUGGGCCAAAAGCAUACUGGCAGGGUAUAAACCUCCUUCACAGGAAACCCAAGUCCUCUUUUCUAACCUGAGUGAGAGAAUGCGAAAACGAAGAACAUUUGCAGAUAAAGAGCUGGAAUGCAUAAUGCUGGAGAGAGAACUUAGGCAGAGAGAACUAAAGGAAUUAGCUGUAGCUCAAAGUCUACAAAGACCAAAUGAAGACUUUUUACCAGGCACAGAAACAAACCCAUUUAGGAUUGGACACAGCCAGCUUUGUGACUCAACAUAUUUUAACCACAAUUUGAUAAAUGUUUGGUUUCCUUUGAUACAUUCAAGCACUAUGCUUUAUCAGACUAGAGAUUUUUUCCUGCCAAAUGUAACUACUUUUACAUCGGGUCAAAUCGAAAGUAACCUUUUACAGAAAUAUACCUUUACUAAGAAUGCAGAGAAAUAUGCACAAAUGCGUAAGGAGCUGGCUCAGGCCAAUAUUUUAUCCAAAGAACUUGGAUCCUUUCAGAGCAAUUUGAGAUUGAAGGCAAUAAAAACACAAGCAAGUUUUGAAAAUGGUAAAGAACAUUUUGUGACCAACGAGAAGCAGGGCAUUGGCUCAGAAGGUUUUAUCUUACAAAAUGAUCCUUCCAUACCAGAAAAACAGCAUGUGAGCCAACAUGUGAAAUAUAAGUGUUCUGUGGCAAAGGAGAACCUCAAACACUUGGCUAGAAUAUCCCAAGAGUGUUAUUCAGAAAUGAAAAUUAAAAAUCAGAGUUUGUCAUUUUCAGUGGAAUCCUUGUUAAAAGUCUAAACAGGUAUUCAGAGCCCAGUUCUACUUCUUUGGAAUUCAAUGACAAAAUCUUACUGACUCAGUGUAUCAACUGAGUGCCUGAUUCUCUAACCCUUUCUCACAUGAGUAGGCCCAUUGACUUGAGUCUGAUCAUCAUGCUCCCAAUGAAGUCAAUCAUCCAAUCUUUAGUUGGAGUCCAAAUGGGACUACUUGUGAGAGUAGCAAGGUCAGGCUCAAUGUUGAAGAUAUUAUGUUUUUUCUUUACUUUACUCGCAGUCAGCACUCUGAAUCUAUGUAAUAUUAUUUUAAGAGUCUGUUAUUCUAACAAUGUAUGUUUGUAUAUAAAAUAGUCGUAGUUUUAAUUUCUUUAUUUAAAAUAUCAAAAUAUAUAGAACUACUGUAGAUUUUAUAAUUUUAAACUAAACGUAUUGGGGUAAUAUUUUGGCUUUUUAAAAAUUACUUGUUAGUGCAUGUAUUUUGCAAGACAGUGUAAAUGGGUGUGUUUUGUAUACUGAAUAAAAGUGAUAAGAUUUCA